Molecule: messenger RNA, 2053 nt
Organism: Schizophyllum commune H4-8
Lineage: Eukaryota; Fungi; Basidiomycota; Agaricomycetes; Agaricales; Schizophyllaceae
Product: glycoside hydrolase family 51 protein
Exons: 16
Coding region: 373-1887 (504 amino acids)
Biological process (GO): polysaccharide catabolic process; L-arabinose metabolic process
Molecular function (GO): alpha-L-arabinofuranosidase activity
Source: RefSeq, a predicted model, not a curated record
GCGCGAUCUCACCAAGCUCGUUCUCAGUCCCCAAUUGCCCCCCGCCCCUCCCGGACUCCUCGGCCAGGGGAAGAAUGCACCGAUCUGAAAAAGAGAGCUCAGGAGCCGCUGCUGGUCGACUAAUUCCCGAACUGCAAGUCGUCUCGGCGGCCACGGACAGGUACCUUUGCAAACGACCAUGUGUGCGAGAUAGCCAGGCGCGUCAUUCGGCCUUGCGAUGGAUGUGGGGAAGACGGAGACCCCGCGCAGGCGUUCCGGGGCUCACAAGAGACCCCGGGCCGGCCAGCUUGAGGAAGCGCCAUACCAAAUCCCCCCUUGCGUUCUCCUCCAUCCUAUCAUCCCUUAGACGCCCAUCAUCGCAUCUCGCACACUAUGCCCGCGCCCACUAUCCUCGUCGAUCCUGCACGCGUCGUAGACGAUGUCGAUCCCCGCAUCUACUCAGGCUUCACCGAGCACAUGGGCCGCUGCAUCUACGGAGGCAUCUACGAGCCCGAGAACCAGCACGGCCUUGCAGAUCCCAAGACGGGCUUCCGCACGGACGUGAUGGAGGUGCUGAAGGAGCUCAAGAUCCCUGUUGUGAGGUACCCCGGAGGCAACUUCGUGAGUAGCUAUCGCUGGCAAGAUGGCAUCGGGCCCAAGGAACUACGUCCUCGACGCCCCGAACUCGCUUGGCUCAAUGAAGAGAGCAAUCAAUUCGGCACGGACGAGUUCAUCGACUGGUGCCGCGCUCUCGGUACCGAGCCCUACAUUUGCCUCAACAUGGGCACCGGCACGCUCGAAGACGCUCUCGCGUGGGUCGAGUACUGCAACAGCUCCGCCAACACGUAUUACGCGAACCUGAGGCGCAAGAAUGGACAUGAACAGCCGCACAACGUCAAGUACUGGUCGCUCGGUAACGAGGUUUGGGGCCCAUGGCAAGUUGGCCAGAUGGAGGCGCAAGACUACGCAAAGAAGGCGUAUCAAUGGGCGAAGGCGCUACGCCUUUUGGAUCCCAACAUCAAGAUCAUUGCUUGUGGCGAGACCGGGUACGCGGAUUGGGACCGCGUUGUGCUCAAGAAGCUGGCACCCGUCGUGGAUUAUCACUCCAUUCACAUCUACACUGUCAGCGAAGGAAAGCACGAGGUGAACGUGAUGGGUCCCGCUGCCGCCGAGCAGGCCAUCAACAUUACCAAGUCGCUCAUCGACUUGGCCAAGAUCGAGAACGACCUCAGCAAGGAGAUCACUGUUUGCUUCGACGAGUGGAACGUCUGGGAUCCCGUUCGUGCUCCGGGAGAAGAUGGCGCGGAAGAAAAAUACGACCUCUCAGACGCCCUUGCUGUCGCAUCGUGGCUAAACGUCUUCGUGCGCAAGGCCGACGUCGUGAAGAUCGCUUGCAUAGCUCAGUCUGUCAAUGUCAUCUCACCCAUCAUCACGUCCCCAGAGGGCCUCUUCAAGCAGACCACUUACUACCCCCUUCACCUUUUCACGAACCUAAUGCGCGGCGCUUCGCUGGAUGUCUAUGUCACCAACCCCACCCCCGAUGAUGCUUACACCGGCCUGACCGCGCCAACGUUCGUUCAGAAGCUUACGAAGACGUCGCCCGAUUCCGAGAAGCUCACCAAAUACGUCGACGUGAGCGCCGUCUUCGACGCGCAGGCGUCGGAGGUAAGGGUGGCCAUCGUGAACCGGCACGCGGAGAAGGCGUACGAGGUGCCCAUCAAGUUCGGCGUGGACACGAAGGUGGCGUCGGAGGUCAAGGUAUACGAAGUGUGGAGCGAGGAUCUGCGCGAUAAGAAUACGUUCGGGGAAGAGAAGGUGAAGACGGUGGAGAAGAGCGUGAGGUGGGAGGGCAAAUACAGUCUCAAGGCGCACUCGUUCCAGGUUCUCGUAUUCAAAAUAGAAGCGUAAGGUCAUUGUGUCUCGAGAAGGCUGGACCUUGUUCUCCGUUCGGACCCAAGCUUCUCUUCCUGCAAUCGAUUCCAAGUCUGUACCAUGUGAUGUAUGUAUUCAUGCGAGGAUCCAUAUCCCAUAUGAAGCCCGCAAGAUCGAGAGCGCCCUGGCGCGUACCGCUUCC